Molecule: messenger RNA, 519 nt
Organism: Epithele typhae
Lineage: Eukaryota; Fungi; Basidiomycota; Agaricomycetes; Polyporales; Epitheliaceae
Exons: 2
Coding region: 1-519 (172 amino acids)
Source: RefSeq, a predicted model, not a curated record
AUGCAACACCAGCCCUUCUAUCCCCUUGGCCCGCUCGCCUACGACCCAGCCACCUUCCCCCCUGCGUCCCUCCCCGUCCCCGCGCCCGUGCAACUGCAAGACCCCCACGCGCCUGAGGUCUUCAAGGCCAACAUCCAGCUCGCCCAGGUCCUCGUCUCCCGCGUGCACGCCCUCGCCCGCGCCGCCCUCACCGGCGUCGCCCUCGCAUACCACCCCGGCACGAACCCGCUCCAGACCGCAGCGGACAUCCAGAACCUCAAGCAGACCCUCGCCGCCCUCGUCACUCUCCUCCGCGACUCGGGCGUCGGCGGCCUCCCGCUCGACCCUUCCAGCGCCGCCGCGACAGAGCAGGAAAAGGCCGUCAUCGAGGAAGGCCGCAUCGUUCAGAACCUGUACGAACGUCUCGGUCGCAUGCAAAGUGGCGCCGGCGUUGUCGUCGAUCUCCUCGCAUUCCAAGGCUCUACGGGCCCAAGGACGACACAGGCUCCCAUGACAGCGCCCACACCUAGUCAGAAGUAG